GAGUCGAUCUUGCCACCUUGCAGGUACAGCGAUGGUCACUGGAUCGAGGGUUUGCGGCCUUCUUUGGAGGACAUUGCGGAAGCAGUGGAAUGUUUCCUCUACCACUCCAGGCCAAGGGGCAAAAGUUUGCCUACUGGUUCUGAGCCUGCUCCACUUGAAGAUGCUGAUGAUGAAGAAGCAGAAGGCGCCUACGACGAGGAAUGUCCAGAGAGUGAGCCCGAGGAAUCCGACCCUGUGGUGGAGGAUGAAAUUCCCGAUGGACAAGUGCAUCAAUCAGCAGGGCCAGGCCCCAAUGUUGAGUCAGGUUCUGUGGAUGAUCAUGAUGAUCGACAGGAUGCGGAGUUCCCGGGACCCGGAAAGCACAACAUAGUCAAAUCACGAACCCAUCAAGGUGAAUGUCACAAAUGUGGACUUCGUGGCUCUUGGGACUCAAUCAAGUCUCGGGAAUGCAGAUCGCAACAGCCUACCCCUUCACCCAUGGAAGUGAUUGAGGCCAACCCUGAUAAGACCGUUGUUGACCAUACUAAGUCAUUGUCGGCAGAGCUUGAUCAAGCCCUGCAAGCAGGGAAGUCCGAGGAGGCCAUGGAGAUUAUGACUUUGCUAGAGAUUCAACAUGAACAUGACAAGAUCGAAGACGAGGAGUUGGCCCUUCAAAUGAUGGAGGAGGAGUUGAAAAUCCUAGAGAUGACUGAGCAACUCCACAAGUUGGAGAUGCAAGCUCUCGAGGAACAGGAAACCAUUCAAAUGAAUUAUGCCAAGGACUUGUCAAUGAAAGAUGUUGCUCGCCCACCUGCCAGACCAUUGGUAUCAUCUACCCCGGUUCCAGCUGUUUGUCCUGACCUUCUGGACACCCUGCCCAUGGAGUUCCCGGAACCCUUUGUGCCUGCUGUGGUUGACUCGGCUGGCUCCAAGUCCGAGCCUCCCGAGACGUCUGGGACCAUGGAUGCGGGAUCAAUCAUUGCUCGCCAGAGAACCCUGAAGUUGGGGGAAGUUCCUAGUGAUGAUGAUGCUUGUGAAGAUCACAAGGACACUGCGUUGCCGACAUCAGUGAGCAACCCUCGUCCAUCUGAUGUUGUGGAUGAUUUGGAACCUAUCAAACCCAGUGAGCAGGGCCAGCGCAAGAGCGGGUGUAGAAAGGUUGAGGAUGAUGAGGAGAACGAAGAGGAAGACGGCAAGGAUUCUGAGGAGAACGAGGAAGGUGCCAAGGAGGCAUCGGAUGACAAUGAAUGCAAAGAACCCGCAAAGCAUGGACCAUGCAGAGCAAAGAGAGCAAGCAAAACACCCAAGAAAUCUAAGGCUGACAAGGUUGACAAGGCAGAUGCAAGCAACAAGAAGCCAACUAGGAAAGCAAAACCUGCAGCAAAGAUGACUGACAAGAGCGCCAAGGGUAAGGCAAAAGGAAAAACGACUGAGCCAGCACCAAAGGCAGCAAAUGAUCGCCGCAAGAGCAAAUCCAAGGCAGUUGACCCGGGUGACAAGGUGCCAAAGAAGAAAGCCAAAAAACAUGAGGUAGCUGUAGAUGAGAUGCCGGAGGCUGACAAGGCUGACGAGAACCAGGAGCCAACAAAGACACGCAAAAGCAAAACCAAGGAGAAGAAGGAGAAGGAGGAGAAAGCAUCUUCAAGCACAGAUGUCCCCAAAGUUCCCAAGAGGAAGGCAAAGGACCUUGAGGGCAAAGCACCCAAGGGAUCACCCAAGAGAUCUCCGAAGGGAGAUUCCAAAGCCACGGAUCCACAAGCAGCCAAGCAGCGGCAGUCACGAAAGUCUAGCGCAUACCACAAGGCAAAGUUGGCAGCCACAAAGGCAGGUAAAAGCCCAGAGGAAGCCAACAAGCUCGCAAAGGAAGCAGUUCAGUUGCAUAUGCCAACACUGAGUGAUCGAGAAAGCAGCUGCGAUGGCAGAGAUGCCGCGAAACCAGAAGAGAAUAAGCACAUGGGCAGUCCAAACCUCACUCUUGAGUCGUCAGCCACGGCAUGUUUGGGUGGGCGGUUAUGCCUCUGUGUGAUCCUGGGGAUGGCGCCAGAUAGUCUGGUGAUGCUGGCACCAGAUUGCUCUUCAUGGGGCAUUCCCGCUCGGCAUACCCUGCAGAGUUUGGGAGAAAUCUCCUCCGGGCCUUUCAAGCCCACAUUGCGGCGAUUGGUCCUGGUCGUGCUUGGGGACAAGAGCUUGACCGAUGAGCUCAUGGUGUUGCAGAACGAGGGCCGUGAACCCAAACGGGUAAAAUGUGAGGCGAGUCGUGCACGAGUGGAUGCCUUACGACGCAAGAAGAGCAACCAGGCUUCCACCCUCUCUCCAGAAGAGCCACCAAGCGCGCCCUCUCCUGUCCUUGCCUCGGGGCCGUCUGCUGAAGCUGAAGAUCGUGGCCUGACGCCGACGAUUGCUGAGGAGUCUGAGCCAGGUGAGAAGCUCAAGGCCAUGUUCCAUCAGCAUGGUUCCUUCGAGGAGUUAGAGAUUCAGGUGAAGAAGCACCACAUGAAAUCUAGGGAAGAUGCGAAGACAGGAGGUUGGUACACCAAACAUGCCCUUGAGUUCAAAGAGGGCUGGUCGUCCAUGAUUCAGAAGGCCCUUGAUUGGGGUCGCAAGACGAAUAACCUUCGGGUAAAUCCCAUCCAUGGCGAAGAAGAGAUUCGCAUGAUCUUGAGUGAGACUUUCUGCCACAAAGAACUCCACCAAGAAGAGACGAACAGGGAAGGGGGCAUGGUUGUUCAGGACGAGUCUGGUAGCAUGAUGGACUCUGCCUUGCCUGACAUCAACGAUGCCAAUGCAGAUUUCCUUUUGCCUCCAAAGGCCACGGCGGGAAGGGAGCUAGUGCCGCAAAUGGAAUCUGUCUUUUCCAAGAUGCAAUCAGAGUAUGAUUCCCUGACCAACUUGCUGUCGGAAGCUACGGUGAACCCUGAGAAUAUGGAUAAGCACCAGAAAGCGAAGAUCCAGGAGCAUUUCGUGGUAUGCACCAAACUGGAUGUUUCGAUGAAUUCCCUCUUGCUGCGAUCCAAGCCCAUGAAGGCGUCCUCGGUUGCGCCGAGCAAGUCUCCGGGGGGUGCUGUUUCAAAGCCAAAGGCAAAGGCCAAAAGGUCUGCCACUAAGAAGAAGAAAUCGCCGAAGGCUGUUUUGGCGAUGAUGUGGGCCGUAGAUGUACCUAGUCUGCAUUGUACUGGCUACAGCAGCUCUGAUGAUGAAGCAGUCGAUGGUUUGGUGGACAACUUCGCCCGAGGAGUUAAGGUUCCACGCCGUCGGAAACUGCUCGUCAAGCCUUGGCCAGUUCUCUAUAUGACAGAUUGGGCGAGGCAUACCUACACCAGCCGAUUAGUGUACACGGUGGUGCCAUCUGAAUGCUAUGCCCCUGGCGGUGCAACCGUUGACGGUCUGCUUGAAGCUCUGGUGUCUGACCUCGUUCGAUUGGAAACUGAGGGUCUUGAGGUUAUCAGUGCACCCGAAUUUGUCACUUAUGUGAUGCUGUUGAAAUUUGGACUGGCAUGCUCUUGGACCUACCGGGCCCAUACGCUGCAAGACUUUCCCAGAGGUCUUGGAAAAGGAUCCGACACAGCAGUGGUGGGAGCUUGGUUGGAGAGUGUCCUAUCACAUGUGGAUUUAGGAAGCUUUUGGGGCAGCAGCGAGAAUGGCAAAAAGGCUUGGCUACAGCACAUCGUGCUGGGCCGACGAGGACAUGAUAGAUCCUGGCAAAAGGAUUCGAGGAAGGCAAUGGAAAACACGAUGUGCAAGCAGCUGUUGGCUGUGGGGGACGGUG
This is a messenger RNA of Cladocopium goreaui, 3745 nucleotides long. The record is from the annotation of a GenBank genome assembly. Lineage: Eukaryota; Dinophyceae; Suessiales; Symbiodiniaceae.